ACGUGUGGGGCAUGAGGACCCAGCGACCACCCAGCGGAAGGGCUUGACUGCUCCCAUCGCACCGCUACCACUGCUGCUGUACUUCUGAGCUGAGUGAUUGGGGACAGCGGGCGGGAAGAGAAGAUGCUUAUGGCCCGAGACACGGCGAGGGACGAGGCUCAGAAGCUGCACAGGAAAUGGCUGAAGCACCAGGCCUUCAUGGCCGAGCUGGCCCGCAACAAGGAAUGGCUGGCCAAGAUAGAGCAGGAGGGCCAGGACCUGAUCCAGGAGAAGCCAGAGCUGCGGCCGGUGGUGCAGCAGAAGCUGGAGGAGAUCCGGGAGUGCUGGUCCGACCUGGAGCGGACCACCAAGGCCAAGGCCCGGCAGCUCUUUGAGAACAACAAGCCGGAGCCGGCGGUCAAGAGCUACUCGGACCUGGACAGCCAGCUGUCUCACCUGGAGCGCCAGCCCCCCCAGCUGGAGCAGGCACACCACCUGCCCACCUUCAAUGAGCAGCUGCAGAAAUUCCAGACCAUGGAGUCCCAGAUCGGGGACAUAUACAAGGAUGUGAGCGAUCUGGGCAGCCUGCAGGGAGUGUGCCUGCCCCAGCGGGUGGCCGGCAACAGGGAAGGCGGAGAGCAGUCAGGCGUGGUGGAGACACGCAUCGUCCGGCUCAUUGAGCCCCUGAAGGAGAGACGCCGCAUCCUGCUGGCGUCCAAGGAGAUGCACCAAGUGGCUCAGGACCUGGAGGAUGAGAUACUGUGGAUUCAAGAGAGGCUUCCCUUGGCGUCCUCUAAGGAGUACGGCAACAACCUGCAAAGUGUACAGCAGCAUGUGAAAAAGAACCAGACCCUCCAGAGGGAGCUGACGGGCCGGUGUGCGCGGGUGGAGGAGGUGCUAGACCGGGCGGGCAUCAUCGCCUCCCUGCGGACCCCCGAGGUGGACUUUGUGCGCGAGGGGGCGGGGCACGUGAGGCAGCUGUGGGAGGUGCUACGGCUGGAGGCGGAGCGGCGGUCUGUGAUGCUGGACGCCGUGCUGCAGGCACAGCAGUACUACAGCGAGGCCGUCAAGGUCGAGUCCUGGCUGUCCGGGCAGAAGCUGCAGGUCGCCAACGAGGAGAAGGGCACCGAUGAGGAGAGCACUCUGCAGCUGCUUAAGGGACACCUGGUCCUGGAGCAGACCGUGGAGACGUAUGCAGAGACAGUAGGCAUGCUGUCCCAGCAACGCCAACGCCUGCUGGAACUGGGGCACCCAGAGAGCCAGCAGAUCACCAAGCAGCAGUCCCACAUAGACCGGCUGUACGUUUCCCUGAAGGACAUGGUGGAGCACCGCAAGACCAAGCUGGAGCAGCAGUACUGGAUGUACCAGCUCAACAAGGAGGUGGAGGAGCUGGAGAAGUGGAUCACCGAGCGAGAGUCGGUGGCCAGCUCCACCGAGCUGGGCCACGACCUGGAGGACGUCACGGUCCUUCAGGAGAAGUUCACCAAGUUCUCCAUGGAGACGGACAGCGUGGGCCAGCAGCGGAUGGAGCAGGUGAACAAGAUGGUGAACGAGAUGAUCGACCUGGGCCACACCGACGCCGCCACCAUCGCCGAGUGGAAGGACGGGCUGAACGAGUCCUGGGCUGACCUGCUGGAGCUGAUGGAGACGCGCAGGCAGAUGCUGAUCGCGUCCCAUCAGUUGCACAAGUUCUUCACAGACUGCAAAGAGGUCUUGGCUCAGAUCGCGGGGAAGAUGAGGCAGCUGCCAGAGGUGAGGGCGUGCCAGGCCAGCAUCGCCAACCCAGCCACCCUGCAGAGGCUCAUGCACUCCUUCGAGCACGCCCUUCAACUGCUCGUCGCGCAGGUAAGGCAGCUUCAGGAGAACGCUGCCCAGCUGAGAACCAUCUAUGCUGGGGAGAAGGCGGAGGCCAUCAUGGUGAAAGAGAUGGAGGUGAUGGAGGCGUGGAGGCAGCUGCUGACCUCCUGCGAGGCCAGCCGGGUCCAGGUGACCUCGGUGACGGACAAGGUGCAGUUCUUCUCGGUGGUGCGCGAGAACCUCAUGUGGAUGGAAGGCAUCAUGGGCCAGAUCCGAUGGGAUGAACCCAGGUAUGCCUUCACGCCACAGCAAAGCUCCAUUUCCUUUCUUCGGGAUGUGUCAAUGCUGGAGCUGAUGAUGAAACAACACCAAGAGCUGAAAGCCAAGAUGGACAACCGCAGUAAAACCAUACAGCAGUGUGCCGACCUGGGGAAGAUCCUAUUGGCUGCUGGUAAUCCUGCAGCUGAGGAGAUAAAAGAGAAGCUUGACAGUCUCCUGGCCAAGCAGAAGGAUCUGGUUGAGAAAUGGGAGAAACACCAGGAAAGACUUCUACGCAAGCAGGAGAUGUUCAAGUUUGCCCAGGAGACAGUGAAGGCGGAGGCCUGGCUGACGGCCAAGGAGCCGCUCAUCUCCGCCAAAGCUCCGGAAGGAGGAGAGACCCAGGCCCUAACAGACGAAGUUGAGCAGCUCAUUCUCCGCCAUGAGGCUUUCCGCAAGGCUGCCGUAACCUGGAAAGAACGCUUCAGCUCGCUACGCCAGCUUUCCGCAGCAGAGAAGAAAAAAGAAGAGGAGCAAAAGACCACUCCGCUGUCUAGCCGACGGAUGUUCCCCCUGUCUUGUCUGACGUCCAGCCUCCCGUCCUCCAGUGCGGCCUCCUCUUACCUUAGGCAGACAGUCCAAGCCCACAUUGAGCCCAAGCCCAUGCAGAGCAAUCUAGAGCUGGCUGCCACGUCUGCAUCCCAGAGACUGGCCACGGCGAUGGCCAGCUACUCCCCGGUCCUGAAUGGAUCCAACUACCAUGGAAUGGAUCAGCAAUGUGGCAGGAAGCCGGAGGGUUCUUCUUACCUCGGCAUGAACCACCUGGCGGCAGCUGGGGUCGGAGAUAGCCCCGGCUACUCAGGGUUGAACCCCCAAAGUGUUGGAGGAGAGAGCUCUGGUUACCUGGGAGUAAACCAUCAAACUGGAGGAGGUGCCGAGGGUUCGGGCUACCUUGGACUCAAUGCUGUGUCUGUAGGCAGCUCAGGCUCCCUCAUGCACAACUACCAAGGCAGUGGCGGGUUUGAGGGUUCUAGUCACAUAGUUCCAAAACAUAGCAGCGGCAGUCUAGGAAGGGAGUCAAGCUAUCUACCACAGCAGCAAAACAUGGGCAGUUCUGGGUAUCUUGCACAACAGCAGAAUAUGGGAAGUUCUGGCUAUUUGGCACAACAGCAUAAUUUAGGUAGUUCUGGCUAUUUGGCACAACAGCCAAAUCUAGGUAGUUCAGGAUAUCUGGCACCGCAGCAAAAUGUAGGCAGUUCGGGAUAUCUGGCACAGCAAAAUAUGGGAAGUUCUGGAUAUCUGGCACAGCAACAGCCUAAUCUAGGUAGUUCAGGAUAUCUGGCGCAGCAGCAGCAGCAGCAGCAGCAGCAGCAGCAGCAGCAAAAUGUAGGUAGUACGGGAUAUCUGGCACAGCAAAAUAUGGGAAGUGGAGUUCUCAUGGCGCAAAAUUAUCAAAGUAGUGCAGGAAUGGGCAGUUCGGGUUAUCUAGCACAAAAUCAUUAUGGCAGCGGGAGCCUGGGCAGCUCUGCAUUCCUGGCUCAGAGUGGCGGUAUCAUGGACCCUAAAAUGGCGUAUGCAUGGCAGCACCUUAAGGCAGACUUGCAGCCCAGGAUCAAUCACAUCCACAAGGCAGUGAACCCCCUGCUGGAGGCCAGCAGAAUGCAGAGGGAACAGUACGGGGACAUCCCCAUGGCGGAUAUGUGUCCAGAGUCUGGACUGGAUCUCCUCCACGGCAGGCUACAGCGGGACCCCCGCGGCAGCCGCUCCGACCCCCAGAUGGACCACCUGAGGAGGGAAAGGGAGUACAAGCUGGGAAGGCAGACAUCCAGCGAGCAAGAGAUCCAGGCCCGGCUUAAUGAGCUGCCCAUGAUCGUCCGGCAGGAGCGCUACCGGAGGCGCGUGGAGAGGCAGUCCUCCAGCGAACAGGAAGGGAAUGGCAAGCCGCGGCUUCAGAGGCAGGACUCCAGCGACUUGGAGGGCUCAGUGAAGGACGGCUCAGUGAAGGGCGACGACAAGCGCUCAGGGGAGAAAAGGGCAACUAUGGCUGAGAUCGUGGAGCAGGUGCAAGAGAGAGAGGCAGCAGAGGCCCGGGGAGAAAACUACAGACCCGGUAGCAGCCUCUCUGCGCCUGUGACUCGCUUCGACGGGCGACCUCGUGCUCGAGACCGCCCCAAGCCAAGGAGGAGGCCCCGUCCGAAGGAACCUGAGGAGUCCAGGCGGUCCCGCUCAGCCCCGGCAACCGGUGCCCCGACGACGCCCCAGCCGCCCUCACACACUGCCCACAAUGAGGGCUUCCUCUACCGCAAGACGGCCACCGCCUCUGACCUGGAAGCCCAACAGAGGAGCCCCAACAGCAAGUCCUGGAUGAACGUGUACUGCGUGUUGAUCGAUGGAAAACUUACCUUUUAUAAGGACGGGAGGUAUCGCACCACAACGUACAACAGCGAGGCGCCUAUUGACCUCUCCAACUGUUCAUUUGACCCCACCAUUGGCUACAAGAAGAAGAAGAAUGUCUUUGUCCUCCAAAUCGAUGAUACAACCAACUUCGUAUUCCAUGCAAAAGAUGAGGAGGACAUGAAAACCUGGACAGCGAACAUCACCACCAGCUUGGAGGAGCACGAGCAGAUGGCCGGGUGGGACAAGCCGGGGACGUCCUGCACGGACCCUGACCGCUCGGAGCGCAAGGAGAAGUCGGAGGGUGACGCGGACGCGCGAUCCGAGCGCUCCGAGUUUGUGGAGGGCGAGGACAGGUCAGAGAAGGAGAGAUCGGAGAAGGGCGAGGGCUCGGAGAAGCUGGACACUUCGGAGAUCGCCGACAAAGCGGAAGGGGGCGCGGGGGGAUCCAGCACGUCCGGCAAGAGCAAAUGA
Messenger RNA from Gadus chalcogrammus (walleye pollock), 4902 nucleotides. RefSeq names its product spectrin, beta, non-erythrocytic 4a (gene sptbn4a). The record is from RefSeq and is a predicted model, not a curated record. Bases 124 to 4902 code for a protein of 1592 amino acids. Gene Ontology annotation, cellular component: cortical actin cytoskeleton; cell junction; cell projection. Gene Ontology annotation, biological process: actin cytoskeleton organization. The transcript is spliced from 20 exons. NCBI's taxonomy places the organism in Eukaryota, Metazoa, Chordata, Actinopteri, Gadiformes, Gadidae. Gene Ontology annotation, molecular function: actin filament binding.